This is a messenger RNA of Emericellopsis cladophorae, 939 nucleotides long. RefSeq lists its product as uncharacterized. Bases 1 to 939 code for a protein of 312 amino acids. Gene Ontology annotation, molecular function: coenzyme A transmembrane transporter activity; ADP transmembrane transporter activity; AMP transmembrane transporter activity. The transcript has 3 exons. Gene Ontology annotation, cellular component: peroxisomal membrane. The record is from RefSeq and is a predicted model, not a curated record. NCBI's taxonomy places the organism in Eukaryota, Fungi, Ascomycota, Sordariomycetes, Hypocreales, Bionectriaceae.
AUGGCAUCCAAAGCGCCAAUUCCCCAGAAUGAUAACGUUGCCCAUGCCCUCGCUGGCGCAGGUGGCGGACUCUUGUCCAUGGUCCUCACAUAUCCCCUCAUCACUCUCUCGACCCGCGCCCAAGUCGAGUCCAAGAAGGCCGAAUCGAAUUUCCUCGCCGCCGUCCAGAACAUCAUCGCGCGCGAGGGCGCCUCGGGCCUGUACUCGGGCAUCAACUCGGCCCUGUUCGGCAUCAGCGUCACCAACUUUGUGUACUACUACUGGUACGAAUGGACCCGCGGCUCCUUUGAGCGCGCCGCCAUCAAGGCCGGUCGUGCGGGCCAGAAGCUGACCACGAUCGAGAGCAUGAUCGCCGGUGCGAUCGCCGGCUCCGCCACGGUCAUCAUCACCAACCCCAUCUGGGUUGUCAACACCAGGGUCACCACCCGGAAGCAGAGCACCGAGGUGGACCCGGAAUCCGGCGAGACCAAGCCCACGCGUGCACCCAGCACCAUCGGCACCCUCAUGGCCCUGCUGAAGAAUGAGGGGCCUCAGGCUCUCUUCGCGGGCGUCCUGCCUGCGCUGGUGCUGGUCAUCAACCCCAUUCUCCAGUACACGCUCUUUGAGCAGAUGAAGAACGCUGUCGAGAAGAAGCGCAAGGUCACGCCCACAAUCGCCUUCUUCCUGGGCGCCCUGGGCAAGCUCUUUGCCACCUCGGUGACCUACCCUUACAUCACCGUCAAGAGCCAGAUGCACGUCGCAGCGCACUCGGAUCGCAAGGAGGGCAUGACCGAGGCCCUGCGCCGUGUCGUCCGAUCUGAGGGCUACGCCGGUCUCUACAAAGGCAUCGGCCCCAAGGUCACUCAGAGUGUCCUGACAGCGGCCUUCCUGUUCGCCUUCAAGGAUGUGCUGUACGAGCAGACUGUCAAGCUCCGCAUGCGCAAGCGCCUGGGAGCCUAA